This is a messenger RNA of Oxyura jamaicensis (ruddy duck), 3283 nucleotides long. It is a transcript of the gene MAPRE2, whose product is annotated as microtubule associated protein RP/EB family member 2. Gene Ontology annotation, molecular function: microtubule plus-end binding. Lineage: Eukaryota; Metazoa; Chordata; Aves; Anseriformes; Anatidae. Gene Ontology annotation, cellular component: cytoplasmic microtubule; microtubule plus-end; spindle midzone. The transcript has 8 exons. Gene Ontology annotation, biological process: protein localization to microtubule plus-end; spindle assembly; regulation of microtubule polymerization or depolymerization. Bases 98 to 1201 code for a protein of 367 amino acids. The record is from RefSeq and is a predicted model, not a curated record.
UCCGUGCGGGCGGGCGGCAGGCGGGGGCCGCCAGCACCUUCCGCAGGCAGAGCCGCAGCGCGGGGCGGGGAGGAGGCGCGGAGCCGCGGGAGCGCCAAUGCCCGGACCGACCCAAGCCCUGUCCCCAAAUGGCGAGAACAACAACGACAUCAUCCAGGACAACGGCACCAUCAUCCCCUUCAGGAAGCACACGGUGCGGGGGGAGCGCUCCUACAGCUGGGGAAUGGCGGUCAACGUGUACUCUACCUCUAUAACCCAAGAGACUAUGAGCAGACAUGACAUCAUCGCAUGGGUUAAUGAUAUACUAGCUUUAAACUACACAAAAGUCGAACAACUGUGUUCAGGAGCAGCUUACUGCCAGUUCAUGGACAUGUUGUUCCCAGGGUGCAUUAGCUUGAAGAAAGUAAAGUUCCAAGCAAAGCUGGAGCAUGAAUACAUUCACAAUUUCAAGCUUCUGCAAGCAUCGUUUAAAAGAAUGAAUGUGGAUAAGGUAAUUCCAGUGGAAAAACUGGUCAAAGGGCGCUUCCAAGACAACUUGGAUUUCAUUCAAUGGUUUAAGAAGUUCUUUGAUGCUAACUAUGAUGGAAAGGAAUAUGACCCUGUGGAAGCUCGACAAGGCCAAGAUGCUCUUCCCCCACCAGAUCCUGGUGAACAGAUCUUUAACCUGCCCAAAAAGUCUCAUCAUGCAAACUCUCCUACUGCAGGUGCUGCUAAAUCCAGUCCAGCUUCUAAACCAGGAUCAACACCUUCUCGCCCAUCUUCAGCAAAAAAAGCUGCACCAAGCAGCUCAGCAUCCAAAUCAGAUAAAGAUUUGGAAACUCAAGUCAUACAGCUCAGCGAACAGGUACAUUCAUUAAAACUUGCACUUGAAGGCGUGGAGAAGGAAAGAGAUUUCUACUUCGGCAAAUUAAGGGAGAUUGAACUUCUCUGCCAGGAACAUGGGGGAGAGAAUAAUGACCUUGUCCAUCGGCUAAUGGAAGUCCUUUAUGCUUCAGAAGAACACGUCAGCAGAGCAGUAGCAGCUAGGAUUUCCAUGAAUCCUCCCCCCAAAUGGAAGCUUGCUUUCACAAACAGACUUUGCAGCUUGGGGAAUAGACUCGGGAGGCCGGCUGCCUUUUGCUGCUUCAGCGAGAGCCACACAGAAGAGCAUGAAGGUGAAGAGCAAGUCCAUGAACAGCCCCAGCAGCAGGAGGAGUACUGACUCACCCAGCGUCUGACAAUUUUCAUUUUGUGUGAGAACUUUCUUCUGGAGAAUUGGAACAUGUGUGGCCUCAAACUUGAAAUCAGUUCACUCCCAGUCUGCCAUUAACAUUUAUGUACCAUAGUGAGUGCCAGCCAACCACUGCAUUCUGUACCCAUACUUUGCCAAGAUGCAUUUGCAGAAGUCUUCUUUCAGUGUAUCUUCCCAAGAGGUUGUAGGGCUACAUCACCUACUGUACAUCACUGCAACUUCACCACUUGGCUGCUUGAGAUUUGUUCUGCUCUUUUAAGAAAAUAUAUAUAUUUAUUUUUUUUUCUUUGUCUUAAGUAUGAUACACUUGUAACUUGUUCUAACAUAUUUAUAUUGGCAUUUUGUGUGGCAAGAAGUACCGUACCACUAGCUGUGUCUCUCACUUUGUGGUGCUUUGGCGUUUCCUAGUACAUCCGCCUUGGGGCGUAAAUUCGGUCAAUUGGAAUAAAGGGAUACAGUGGAAGUCGUGCUCAAGCCAUAAUGAUGAGGUGUGUUGUGGAGGAAAAUGCUCGUGUUGCUCACGUUUAUUCCUUUCCCGCCUUCACAAAGUGGAAGGCAUAGCAUCUGUUUCACUAGGAGAGAUUUAAAACCUUGUGUUAGAAAGCUUGUUAGAAAGCUGCAUGGUAUGUUUUUUGACUUAUUUCUGGAGGACAGACAUCCGCUUAAGUUUUUUUUGAAAACCCUCCCAGUUUCCUGACUAGUCAAUAGACAUUUCCCAGCUUUUCUUCCUUUCCUGAGGAAUCCUGUCCCAGCCUCCAGCUUCAGCUCUGCCUGCAGAGGGCUCAGCGCUGAUGCAGGAGAGGAAGCUCCUUGACACAAGUGUAGCUGCAGGACACGAUCCCUGCCGUCAUGCUUGGCUUCCCACCCCUCAGAAGAGGACAAAGUAGGCCAGACAUUUCUUCUUGCUAUCCUCCCCCCUCUGCUGCCCUGACCAUGCAAGUCUGGAAGAUGGAAAGCUUCCUCACUAGUGCAAGGCACGGGGGAAACCCAGCCACAGAACUAGCCCUGAAACCCCCCGAACUCCCUCUAAGUGGGUGGUGGACACCUCGCAGGUGUUGAGGCCGCUUCUGAAGCGUGGAGAGGCAGCGAGACGUCCUCCUGGAGACGGUGCAUGUAUCAGACCCGCUGACCGAGGGGGAGCGAGCCAGCUCUGCUUUGGCUGACCUUCCUGCAGCGAGGCUGGCGUGGUGCAGCAGCACAUCCACCCGGGAGGCGCCUGCAGUGGGUGCUCCUUUCCAGAACGGUCCCUGCUACCCUGUUCUAAAUGAUGGUAUUUUAUAAAGAGGUAUCUUGAAGUGUAUAAAGCAUUCCUUGUUUUUAUCGUGAAACUGUGCAUUCUAGUCUCUCUGAAUAUUUUAUGCUUGGUAUUCUUGGUCUCUCACUUGAUUUUUUUCUUAAUUCCGGAUUGUUCCUCUGAUUAAGCAGGUACAUGGAAGUCCCAACCCAGUCUGCAGUCACUGAAAAAUUCAAAAACCCGCUGAACAGCUACAAACAGCUAAACCUUCUUAGGUCUUCGUGCACUCCUAAAGCAUGAGCUCCCAGCUGAUGCGUCCAUAGAGAGGUUUUUAAUUAAUCAGCCCACCAACACGCACGCACACAUGCAGUUUUCUGUUCCUAAGGAAUCUUCUGCAGCUAAGUGGCUCUUAGUUAAAUGUGAGAACACUGCUGUUGUGCUGCACCGCAGGCAAUCUAUAAAAUACUGUUAAACAUUAGAACAGGUAUUUCUGUUUCCUUGAUUGCUCCCCGUGCCCAUAGGGUUUGUAGACCCUCGGGGUUGAAGAUCUUCUGGCCCUGCCUCCAGCAUUGACCUCACAGCCUACCUGAUAAUAGCAAAAGUACUGCAACCUGCAGGCCAGCACUUUCCUUUCUGAUGUUCGAUUGGUUACAAAUAAGAUCUGGUUUAUAAAAAUGUGUAUUUUCCAAACUAAGUAUUUCCAAGAAUCACCACAGAUGGGGGAAUUGUCAUUUUCAUUGUAUUUGUGUUUAUUAGAACCUAUGUACUUAUUACAAUUGUCAUUGUAAUAAACGGUAGUUCUUCAUAACGCUGUUGAA